AUGACCGAGAGGAGUGUGAACGAGAUUACCUCUGACACGGACGAUGUGUCCUAUGAAAUAAAACGAGCCCGAAUAGGAACAUCAUCUCCGACAGACGACAAGCCGGCAAAUGUGUCCAUAGACUCGAAUAAAGUUUCGGUUUACAGUAACGGGAACAGCGAGGCUACAGAGAGCACGUGCUGUGAAUCAAACAAUGUUAGUUCGGACGACUGUAAGGCUGAGUGUAAUGGGGGAAGUAAUGGUGUAGGUAGUCCUCCUCCACCCCAACCCACCCUUCCUAUCGUCAAUCCUGUGGUCUGGGUACAUGAGCAGAUAGAGAAUGGUAUUAACCCCAUGUCCGUUCUGAUCAAUAUCUUGCCGCCAAACGUUGCUCUCCCAGAGGGUCUUAGUGAUCUGACUCUGUGGCGGAUUGUGAUAGAGAUAUUAUCAGACAUGCCCAAGAGAACCAAGUUACCCCACAUAAACACCCUUCAUGACGUCAUAUCCCUCCUCAAAUCCUGUCGGAAUAUUGUGGUAGUCAGUGGCGCUGGAAUCUCUGUCUCUUGUGGUAUUCCUGACUUCAGGUCUAAAGAUGGUGUUUACGCCCGGUUAGCCGUGGACUACCCAGACCUACCAAAUCCACAAGCCAUGUUUGAUAUCCAGUAUUUCGCUCUCAACCCUAAACCCUUCUUCAAGUUUGCAUCUGAAAUCUGGCCCGGCCAGUUCUCGCCCUCUCCCAGCCACCACUUCAUAAAGCAGAUGGAGGAACGACAGUGUUUGCUCCGGAAUUACACUCAGAAUAUUGACACUCUGGAGAAAGUUUGUGGUAUACGGAAUGUAGUUCAAUGUCACGGUUCAUUCGCUACAGCAACGUGUAGAACGUGCGGUAACAAGGUGGACUCUGAUACAAUCAAGGAGGAUAUCAUGAAACAAAUUAUUCCUGUCUGUAAGAGAUGUCCAGAACCUACUCCAGCUUCAAUAAUGAAACCGGAUAUCGUUUUCUUUGGAGAAGGAUUACCGAAUGAGUUCCAUCACGCCAUUGAAGCGGACAGAUUGAAAGCCGAUUUGGUUAUUGUGAUGGGUUCCUCGUUGAAGGUGAAACCAGUGGCGCAUAUUCCUAACCUGGUGCCGCCGGACAUUCCACAGAUUCUUAUCAACAGAGAGCCUCUACCCCAUCUAAAUUUCGACGUGGAACUGCUUGGCGACUGCGAUAUCAUUGUCAACGAGCUGUGUUCCAGAUUAGAGUGGACUCUUCCCAACACACCUACCUCAACUACAGACGACAAAAUGGACGGCACGGAGAGGUUUGUCUGCACGCCGCCCGCCCGCUACAUCUUCCCUGGCGCUGAAGUGCAGGAUGACUGCUCGCAGGUAGACAGUGCAUCAGAUGAAGGCUCCGAGAGCCAGUCAGUCGUUACAACUGAGGACGAAGAGUCCAACACAGACAAUUACGUAGCCCAGAUGCGGUAUGUCAUGGGUUGUGAUUCAAGGACAUACUCCGAAAACCCGGGCCCUUCACGCAUUUCCCAAGAAGUGUCAGAAUAUGGCAGCGAGCGAUGGGAGUGUGAGAGUGUGAGUAAUGUGAGCAUUGCCGCGCAAAUGGGCGACAGUAGGGAGCCCAGCGUGGACAAUGUAUCAAUAUGCAGCGAGGUUGAGGACAUGGAGAGUAAUGUGAGCACAACGCCUCAACCUGCGGACAACAUGAGUUGAAAUCCUGUCCACACAGUUCGUUCCGUACACGUGCAAAAUAUACAAAGUGCACGUGUAUAGUGUGAUCUGUGCAUCGUGUGCCCUGUGCCCGUAUAAUGCACUAUAAAGCUCCGACAACACGAUUACCAAGAGUUGCUCUAACAACGUCAGUCAGUUUUUUAUUGUUCUGUGAUGCAAUAUUUAAGAAAAAAUUGUUGUGACCACAGUUUUUGACAGCCAGUAUAACAAUUGCAAAGGGAUUAUAUAAGACUUGGAGCAGGGUAUGAAAUAUUUAGCUGUGAGUGAGAUUUGAGAAGCGUUUGUUUAUAAAUCCAGUUAAAUGUGACUAUUUCUGACCCGUUUGUGGACGAUUUUUGUGUCCACUGAAUUUGGUACGACAGCUUUACAAUCGAUCGGAAAAAUCAUACAAGAGCUUUUCAAAAUAAACCGAAUGAUUGAAUCUGAUUUAAUGGUUAUCUCACUCAAGCAGGAUCGGACUCUCACGAAAUCGUGUUGUCAGAUCUUAAGAUAUUUUCAUGUUAUGUGAGUUUGCUGGACUGUCAACAUAUUGUCCCAUGAGCAUACUGGUUCAAAAUUUUUGGUUAUUUAUUUGCAGUUUAAUUUCGGUAACUUUUAUUUGAAUACGCAGGUUGCCACACCGCGAUUACCUGAUAUGAAGGUUUCAGGCUUCAGCUUUAUUACAUGUUUCUAAGGUGUGGAGUAUAAAAACUGACCGUUAUUUUCAUCAAUUUUAUUUAUAUAAAAGUUGAAGUGAAUUUUAUGUAGUGAAUUUCAGCUUCACGCAUUUGCAUCGAACAGCCUUUAACAAACCUUCCAAAAAUCUACUUUGUUUUACCUCCAACCAUAUUAUGACUCAACCUUUCUGCUAAACUUUUUGUGUUAAAGUGUAACGCUGCUAUAAUUCUAAGCAAUAGGAUAAUCUGUGACCUAAACCUCCCUUGGUAAUUUCGUUUUUUGUUCGCGAUAAAGAAUUGCAUUGGUUUCACUCUAUUAGAUUUGCUGUCCAAUCGAUCAAGGAAAAUACAAUUAGCCACUGACCCUGUAAACAUGAUGAAGUUUAUGAUAGAUCGCUGUUAACCAAAUGAUCACAACGGAGCAAACAUCGGGUAGAGUAGAUAUUUUCAUUUAAAUCUUUUGUUAAAACAAACAUGGCGUUCCACCUAUAUACUCUUUAAUAGUAAUGUGUCUGUCUAUUUUACGGCGACCCCUUUUGGUAUUUUCCCAGUUUUAGAGUAUAAAUAUGGAAACAAAAUUUUGAAAUGAAUCUAUUUUAAGUUUGGUAAUAUAUGAGAGUUAAGUUUAGUGAGUUAUCACUUUAAUCAUUUCUGUACGCUCUUUUGGGUACUGAAAGUGGCAAAUUUAGGCAUAAUGUCUAACAUAUUACGUUGCAACAUGAUGUUCACGCUAUGAAGUGAGGAACUCUUUAUGUAUCACGAAUUUUAACCAAGUUUAAUUUAA
Molecule: messenger RNA, 3147 nt
Organism: Bolinopsis microptera
Lineage: Eukaryota; Metazoa; Ctenophora; Tentaculata; Lobata; Bolinopsidae
Product: NAD-dependent protein deacetylase sirtuin-1-like
Exons: 3
Coding region: 1-1689 (562 amino acids)
Biological process (GO): negative regulation of DNA-templated transcription
Cellular component (GO): rDNA heterochromatin; nucleus; nucleoplasm
Molecular function (GO): NAD+ binding; histone deacetylase activity, NAD-dependent; transcription corepressor activity
Source: RefSeq, a predicted model, not a curated record